GACUGGGUGUGUACUGUUCAGACGAAAUAUUUCCUGUAUUUCCUGUUUCAAUCACAAAUAACCUUUAAGGAAAAGAAAACAUAUAUAGAAUUAUGCCAACAACAAAUUUCACUGGAGGUGGAAUACAAACGAAAACAUUUCAAGAACUGCUAUGUUCUCCUUCUUUGGUUGGAGGGCUUCAACAAGAAUCAAUUCCUUUCUCAGUAGUCCACAUUCUCCUCUCCAUCACAGCGUUUCUUGGGAAUACUCUCAUCCUUGUUGCCCUUCAAAAGGAAUCUUCCCUUCAUCCGCCGUCCAAACUCUUGUACCGUUGUUUAGCAACAACUGAUCUGUUGGUUGGUCUCGUUUCUCAGCCUCUCAUGACUUCUUAUUGGAUGUCAGUGCUUCACAAACACUGGAGUUUCUGUCGAUACGCAUAUGACGCAGUCAUUAUUACAAGCUAUACGUUAUGUGGUGUAUCUUUGUUUACAAUGACCACUAUAAGCGUGGACAGACUCCUUGCCCUGUGGAUGGGGCUGAGGUACAAACAAAUCGUAACUUUGAAACGCUCAUACAUCAUUAUAACUUCCUUUUGGAUUGAAUCUAGUGUCAUUGCUUUAUGCUACACAUUAGAUUACCGUAUACCCACUUGGUCUGGCCAUAUAGCUAUACCAUCAUGCGUUGUUAUUUCAGUGGCCUCGUAUAUAAAGAUUUUUCGGGGUCUCAGUCAUCAUCAAGCUCAAGUACAAGAUCGUGUUCAGCAACAGCAGAGCCAACAAAAUGCAUUGAACAUAGCGCGAUACAGAAAGGCAGUGUACAGUGCGCUGUGGGUGCAAUUAGCAUUAGUAGUUUGUUAUGCACCAUACUUUAUAGUGGAAAUUGUAAUCACUAACAGCAAAACAUAUUCAUCUUACCUAGUAGUCAUAAGAGGAGUAGCGGCUGUCUUAGUUUUCUUUAACUCGACGUUAAACCCGUUUCUUUACUGCUGGAAGAUUAGUGAAGUAAGACAAGCAGUGAAGCAGACAAUCAGACAAGCACAACGGAGUUAGACCUUCCUCGAGUUAUAUUUGUAUAAGUACUUUCAGAGCUAAGAGUCAUAACUUCACAAAUAAUACAUGAGAACGCUAAUCAAAUAUGUUAUUAGAUGGCGAGAAAAAAGAAGCCUAAAAUAAUAUUGUUGUUCGAGGUUUGUACAUAGUCUGUUGUGAAUA
Stylophora pistillata is the source of this 1190-nucleotide messenger RNA. RefSeq names its product melanocyte-stimulating hormone receptor-like. Gene Ontology annotation, molecular function: G protein-coupled receptor activity. Lineage: Eukaryota; Metazoa; Cnidaria; Anthozoa; Scleractinia; Pocilloporidae. Gene Ontology annotation, cellular component: membrane. The record is from RefSeq and is a predicted model, not a curated record. Gene Ontology annotation, biological process: G protein-coupled receptor signaling pathway.